AUGCCCGACCCCGCUGCUGCAAAAUCCAAGAACGGCGCACCCCCAGCUGCACCCCCAGCACCCAGGAAAGUUCGCUUCAACGUCGGCACGCAGUACCAGGUCCUCGAUGUCGUUGGUGAAGGAGCCUAUGGGAUCGUAUGUUCCGCUGUCCACAGACCGAGCGGACGCAAGGUUGCUAUCAAGAAGAUCGCCCCCUUCGAUCACUCAAUGUUCUGCCUACGAACGCUGCGCGAACUCAAGCUCCUCAAGUUCUUGAGCGAGGCAGGUGUUAGCGAGAAUGUGUGUCGUGGCCCGCUUUCUCUGGCGGGACGCCUUUGCUCAUCCCCUAAAGAUUAUCUCGAUUCUGGACAUAUCAAGCCCCCGUCGUUGGAAGCUUUCAAAGAGGUCUACCUGAUCCAAGAGCUGAUGGAGACCGACAUGCACCGCGUUAUUCGAACCCAAGACUUGUCCGAUGAUCACGCACAAUACUUUAUCUAUCAAACCCUGCGCGCGCUGAAGGCCCUGCACUCUGCCGAUGUCAUCCAUCGUGACCUCAAACCCUCAAACCUCCUCCUCAACGCCAACUGCGACCUCAAGGUUUGCGACUUCGGACUUGCACGCUCGGUAAAGACUGCCGAGCCCUCUGGUACGGAAACUGGUUUCAUGACGGAAUACGUGGCCACCCGGUGGUACAGAGCCCCGGAGAUCAUGUUGACCUUCAAACAGUACACCAAGGCCAUCGACGUGUGGUCAGUCGGGUGUAUUCUCGCGGAGAUGCUGUCCGGAAAACCACUAUUCCCCGGGCGCGAUUACCACCAUCAACUUACGCUUAUCCUCGACGUCCUUGGAACGCCUACUCUCGACGAGUUCUACGCGAUUACCACGCGGAGAUCUCGUGAUUAUAUCCGAGCUCUACCCUUCCGGAAGAAGCGACCAUUUGGAACACUCUUCCCUAACGCCAACCCACUGGCUGUCGACUUCUUGACUAAGACCUUGACUUUUGACCCCAAGAAGCGGAUCACAGUCGAGGAUGCUCUCGCUCACCCAUACUUGGAGGCAUACCACGAUCCUGACGACGAGCCUGUUGCCCCGCCUCUUGACCCCGAGUUCUUUGAAUUCGAUUUGCACAAGGAUGACAUCAGCCGAGAACAGCUAAAAGAGCUCCUCUACGAGGAAAUCAUGACCUUCAAACCCGCACCUAUCACAUAA
This is a messenger RNA of Cyclocybe aegerita, 1188 nucleotides long. The record is from the annotation of a GenBank genome assembly. Lineage: Eukaryota; Fungi; Basidiomycota; Agaricomycetes; Agaricales; Hemipholiotaceae.